UGACUUCAAUGACUUAGUCGCGCGCGAUCGGUCAAGCCGUUAUGAUUGCCUACCGCUUCACAAUCGCGGUGCUUAGUGCGCUCUGUCUAGCGCAGAGUGCCGCUACCGCUACCACUGGAAGAGCGGAGCGCGUUGCGAAUCAGAAAUGCCAGGAAUUCAUCGAUAAAAAUACGCACAAAUCGUACGGAGCAUCUCUGUUGUUGAACCCGCAUGUGUACGAGAUUUCCGCACCCAACUGUUCUAGCUCGGUGGAUUUAAUCGUGAACGGCGUAGAAGCGCACCCGGGAGAGUUUCCGCACCAGGCACGGUUAGGUUAUUUGAGCCAAGAUCCAGCUGUGGCCCAGCAGAUAGUCUAUCAAUGUGGAGGAUCGCUGAUUAGCGAACAGUUCGUUCUGACAGCGGCUCACUGCGGAAAGCCAAAGCUUGUUAUGCUAGGGGAGCACAACACUCUAGAACCGGGAAAUGAAAUUGAGUUCGAUGUGGAAGCUUUCAUCAAACAUCCGAAGUACAGACUGGGCAAGUCGUACCACGACAUUGCGCUAGUGAAAUUAUCUGGAGAUGUUAUAUUUUCAAGUGUUAUUCGACCAGCUUGUUUGUGGACAACGACGCCGCUAAACCUAAGCAUGGCCAUCGCGACUGGAUUCGGUGACACCGAAUUUUAUGGCAACUCCUCUACAAUUCUAAUGAAGGUACGGUUGGAUGUAAUGAGCAGUUCAACAUGCGGUACGAAGUUCAAACUCCACGGGGGAUUUCCUGAUGGCGUUCGAAGGGAACAGCUUUGUGUGGGCAGUAAGCAUGGCAAUAGGGACACUUGUCAGGGUGAUUCCGGAGGUCCACUGCAAACGGUGACGGAUGUUAAAACUUGUGCCUAUCACAUUGUCGGAAUUACGUCCCUCGGCACCGCAUGCGGUGUGGGAAACACGGAGUCUGUGUAUACCGAAGUCGCGAGUUACAUCGAUUGGAUCGAGGAAAGUGUUUGGCCCGAAGAGUACAAGAAGUUUAAGGUAGAGAAAGCGUCGAAUUCUUUUCCGGACUACAUAAUAUUCUUUCCUAAAGAUUGAUACUCUCAAGUUGAAAUUAAGUUAGAAUGGUUCAGAGGAAAAUGAAAAAAACUAUUUUAAAACUAUUAGUUAUGCUUGAAAAAUUAAUUGUUUAUAAGGUUGGUUCCAAAAAUGCUAGUGUUUUCAAACAAUAUAAU
Wyeomyia smithii (pitcher-plant mosquito) is the source of this 1198-nucleotide messenger RNA. RefSeq names its product serine protease snake-like. Lineage: Eukaryota; Metazoa; Arthropoda; Insecta; Diptera; Culicidae. Gene Ontology annotation, molecular function: serine-type endopeptidase activity. Gene Ontology annotation, biological process: proteolysis. The coding region runs from base 42 to 1061 and encodes 339 amino acids. The record is from RefSeq and is a predicted model, not a curated record. The transcript has 4 exons.